CAGGAAGUGAGGAGCCCUGGGACCCCUUCCCCAUUUCACCUCUGGGGCUUCCAGAGCGUUACCACAUCCCAAAGCCCCGACUCUAACACAAGCGCGCACACGCAGACACGCACGUUUCCUGUCCCUGUGUGACACCCACCCUCGCCGCGCGUCCGCACCAGUCCCCGCGCAGUGCCCUCCUCCCGCCACACACUCGCAAGCACGCGCGCGCAGGGUCGAGCCUAAGGCAGCUCGCCCCGCAACCCGCACUCAAGACCUGCUCCAGUCUCGCGGCGCCGAUGGCAUCUCCCGGCUCCAGCUUUUGGUCCUUCGGGUCUGAAGAUGGCUCCGGGGAUCCCGAGAACCCCGGUACAGCGAGAGCCUGGUGCCAGGUGGCCCAAAAGUUCACAGGCGGCAUCGGAAACAAGCUGUGCGCUUUGCUCUAUGGAGACGCUGAGAAGCCAGCAGAGAGCGCCGGGAAUGUACCCCCGCGGGCCGCCGCCCGGAAGGUCGCCUGCACCUGUGACCAGAAACCCUGCAACUGCCCCAAAGCGGAUGUCAACUAUGCCUUUCUACACUCAACAGACCUACUGCCAGCGUGUGACGGAGAGAGGCCCACUUUGACAUUUCUGCAAGAUGUUAUGGACAUUUUGCUUCAGUAUGUGGUGAAAAGUUUCGAUAGAUCAACCAAAGUGAUUGAUUUCCAUUAUCCUAAUGAGCUUCUUCAAGAGUAUAAUUGGGAAUUGGCAGACCAGCCACAAAAUUUGGAGGAAAUUUUGAUGCAUUGCCAAACAACUCUAAAAUAUGCCAUUAAAACAGGGCAUCCCAGAUACUUCAAUCAACUUUCCACUGGAUUGGAUAUAGUUGGAUUAGCAGCAGACUGGCUGACAUCAACAGCUAACACUAAUAUGUUCACCUAUGAGAUUGCCCCAGUAUUUGUGCUAUUGGAAUAUGUCACACUAAAGAAAAUGAGAGAAAUAAUUGGCUGGCCAGGGGGCUCUGGCGAUGGGAUAUUUUCUCCUGGUGGCGCCAUAUCUAACAUGUACGCCAUGCUGAUUGCUCGCUUUAAGAUGUUCCCAGAAGUCAAGGAGAAAGGAAUGGCUGCUGUCCCCAGGCUCAUUGCCUUCACGUCGGAGCAUAGUCAUUUUUCUCUCAAGAAGGGAGCCGCAGCCUUAGGAAUUGGAACAGACAGCGUGAUUCUGAUUAAAUGUGAUGAGAGAGGAAAAAUGAUCCCAUCUGAUCUUGAAAGAAGAAUUCUUGAAGCAAAACAGAAAGGAUAUGUUCCUUUCCUUGUGAGUGCCACAGCUGGAACCACUGUGUAUGGAGCAUUUGACCCCCUCUUGGCAGUUGCUGACAUUUGCAAAAAGUAUAAGAUCUGGAUGCAUGUGGAUGCAGCUUGGGGUGGGGGAUUACUGAUGUCCCGGAAACACAAGUGGAAGCUGAGCGGCGUGGAGAGGGCCAACUCUGUGACGUGGAAUCCACACAAGAUGAUGGGCGUCCCUUUGCAGUGCUCCGCCUUCCUGGUUAGAGAAGAGGGAUUGAUGCAGAGUUGCAACCAGAUGCAUGCCUCCUACCUCUUCCAGCAAGACAAACACUACGACCUGUCCUACGACACAGGAGACAAGGCCUUGCAGUGUGGACGCCAUGUUGAUGUUUUUAAGUUGUGGCUAAUGUGGAGGGCAAAGGGGACUACUGGGUUUGAAGCACACAUUGAUAAGUGUUUGGAGCUGGCAGAGUAUUUAUACAAUAUCAUAAAAAACCGAGAAGGAUAUGAAAUGGUGUUUGAUGGAAAGCCUCAGCACACAAAUGUCUGCUUCUGGUAUGUACCUCCCAGUUUGCGUGCUCUGGAAGACAAUGAAGAGAGAAUGAGUCGCCUCUCAAACGUGGCUCCAGUGAUCAAAGCCAGAAUGAUGGAGUAUGGGACCACUAUGGUCAGCUACCAACCCUUGGGAGACAAAGUCAAUUUCUUUCGCAUGGUCAUCUCAAAUCCUGCAGCCACUCACCAAGACAUUGACUUCCUGAUUGAAGAAAUAGAACGCCUUGGACAAGAUUUAUAAUAACUUCACUCACUAAGCUGUUUCAAUUCUCUAGGUAGACAAUUAAGUUGUCACAAACCGUGUAAAUGUAUUUGUAGUUUGUUCCAAAGUAAAUCUAUUUCUAUAUUGUGGUGUCAAAGUAGAGUACAGUUUAAAAAUUGCUCCUUUUAAAAUCCCUUUCUUAAGUUCAGAAUACCUCUCUAAUAAUUAGUGACGAACAGCUGUGUUCUAAUCAAUAAGGAAAAGCUUAAAAUUGUUAUAAAUACUUCCUUUACUUUUAAUAUAGUGUGCAAAUCAAACUUUAUUUUCAUGUCAGAGUAAUAUGAUUGAAUAGUGCCAAAUUGCCCCUGAAUCCUAAAAGGUUCUGUGGGGUGCGGUGAAAAGGUUAAAGUAAAUACAAAAUGUAUGUUGACAAUAAAAACUCUUGCCUUUUUCAUAGUAUUAGAAAAAAAUUUCUAAUUUACCUAUAGCAACAUUUCAAAUGUAUUUAAAUACAUAUAAUUUUACAAAAGGAAAAUAUAUAUAUUAAAAAGAAAUCCUAUUUUGUAACAUAUAGAUUUUUAUUUUAUAUGGGUUAUACAAACUGCAGGGGCAGAUAAGAAACCUAAGCCAGAUUUUAUUUUCUCUCUUUCUCUUUCUUUUAAUGAAGGCACAAUAAAACAGUUAGCAAACUUAUUUUGACACAUAGGCCCACAAAAUUCUUAAAAGGUAUAGGUCCCUCUUUCAGAACAUGUUAUGGCUUAUCGCAUCUCCAAAGUUAGUAUUUCAAAGCCAACAAAAAAGAAUAUUGUAAACGUAUUAAAAUGAUUGAUCAGAAUUAAGAUUCUAUUCCCCAUUUAAGUUUUUCACCCAGUUUUCCCUUAGCAGACCCACCCUGUAAGCAUGACCAGUCAAACUUCAUCUGAGAUUAAGUUAGGGUAGGCAUCUCUAUUCUGUUAUCUAGUUGGACCUGUUUUGAAGAGACAGUUGAUGCUGAUUCUUGAAGUGUCUUCCCUAACAGUAUUCUCUAAUUAGGUCAUUUUGGAUCAACUAGAAAAAAAAAUUAAAAUAAAACCUAAUCAACCUGAGAAAAAGGGAGUGAAACACAUUCCCAGAAUGUGGUGAGUCCAGAAUGUUCAACUCGAUCUUGGGAGAAGAGAUCUCUGUGUGACAAGAAUGACAUAAUCCUGGAUGCCAUAUUGCUACUGUCCAGGAAGGUGUCGUUUACCUCCUGGGUAAUUACUUAUCCCCAUUCCCUACCCAUUUCUGCACACAAAAGUUUCUCCUGCUAGACUCCCUCUCACUUAGAUCCUAAGCAAAGAAUUCAUAUCCCACGGGUGGUUCUUUUUCUUUCACGAAAUAAGCUCUUCUCCUUAGAUUUUGAGAUAUAUACCAAGACCUUUGAUCCUAGGUCUCCCAUCAAGAUCCAAAGCAACCAGAAUAUGCAGAAAAUAUUAGAAUUCAAACAAUAUUUUUAAAAUGCCUUUCUUCCUCUGCAAACCUGAUGGAGAGACAUGAGCUAGCAAAGCUCCCAUGGAUAUUUAAGGGGCCACAGAAUGUCUGAUUCCAAGUGCUAGUAGGAAAACUGCAGCCUCUGCCAUGCAGAGUGCAGAUACACAUAUAGCCACAUUCUCCCUUUCUGUAUAAACAGGGGAGUUCAACAGUCAGAAAGACUAAGGGUACAGAAGAAAGAGGGCCCUAUCCUUUCAUAGAUAGAAACACCCAUAAUAUAACCCCGGGAUGUAGCCGUCUAAAAAUCACUGUGAGUUUGCCUCUCCCUUAUUUCUCCCAGGUUGUAUAUAAAACAUUCAGACUUGAUAUGCAUAUGACCUUGGGCCUUUCUGUUUAAAAAGCAAAUGGAUUCCCUAUGGAACUAGGAAAAAAAAAAUCUUUACCUACUUUGCAGAAUUUCACAAAGGAAUAGCCUCCCAUUUCAGACUUUCUCUAACGGGCAAGCAUCCCUUUCCUUUCUGGAAAUUGGCUGCUGAGAAGUACAACCUUGCCCAUCCCUCUUGAGCCUCAGGUCUAGAGGUUCCAUUUCAGAGACAGAAACUCUAAUUUAUCAAACUUUUCUACUUGGAGUAGAUGGUGGGGCCCGGCACCAAUCUCUCUCUACUCCAGGAUGCUUAGCAUUUGGAGGACAGAUUCUACAGCAGAAGCUGUUUUGAGCUUCAUGACAUUGUGGAAUUUAAAAAGAGAUUUUGUACCUGUGUAUGAAAUUCCAGCAAAAUAAUUUUUACCAACAGGGUGUCUCUCUCCCACCUCUGCCCCUUCCAGGUCCUUCCUCAAUUUGCUAGGAAAUUUGCCCAGGCCUGUACAGGGAAAUCCUUACCACCCAUAACCCAGAAAAAGAGGAAAAUAAAAGCCUAACAGGUCCCGGUAGUUUCAUAAGUACUCUUUAAGGUAGACCUGUAGUCCUCACAAGAUGGAGGGAGGAAGGGAAGAAGAAAGGAACAAAGGAACCAAAGAAACAAAGAAGGAAGGGAGACUGUUUUGAACAUUAGCCCAAAUUCCCCAUGCCAGAAGAUUUUAUGUGGGACCAUUCUUUAAAAAUUUUAGAAAUGUUUGGUUUUAGCUUUAAUCAGAAUUGACAUGGCCAUUUUUAUUUCUACAGCAAUAUUGUGUUCAUUAUUUUAAAUACUUGAAAAAAAGUACAAUAUGUCUUUCUCUGAGACCUGCAAAUGGUAUGAACUUCACGUACUGUCACAGGAUGUAAGGCAAGAAAAGGAAAUCGAGUGUGUGUGACUGUGUUGCCUUUAUUACAUUGAUAGUACUGUCUUGUCACCUCAGAUUGGGGUUGUGCACUUUAUAUCUGAACUGUACAGUGUCGCAAAUCAACGUGUUGCUGUAAAAGCUUGUACAAUAUAUUAUUGGUAUGUUUUCUUCUGUGUGGUAGCUGUAUUGAACUUUGAUAUUAUGAGAACUGCAUUUGCUUGUGUUCCUGUUCUUUCUCUCUCCUCUCUCAUCCUUCCUGCUGCCAAAAUAAACUGUACGCCCUCCACAUCAGCUCUAAUAAAGAACUUGCCCUGAGCUAAGCCCCCUCCUAAGAAAUCUCCUUUGAGAACUGGUAUGAUUUCAGAAAAAUGCAAGGUGAACACUACUUCAUCUCUAAGAACUGAAGAAACCGAUUGUGGAGUGUCACAAAUGGCCAACAUUGCAGGUGUUGACUGCUGGGCCUUGGAGUAGGUGCUACUCCUCAGAAUACGGACUAAGAAAGCACAGGUGUAAAUAUAUAGUAGCAGGACAAAGAACUGAGGAACCUCAAACUGGGAAUCAUCUUGCACGUGCUCUUCUGUUUCAAGUGCUAAAUGCAAACUGUGUAUCUAUUAGUUAUGUGUGCCAAAUACCGUUGCCCACUGGUGUUUCUGAAUGACAUCGACAUUUCCCCAGCAUUACUCCAUUACUAAAGACAUUUAAAAAAAUUUAAAAAUAAAAUAUACAAACAUGUGGCAACCUGUUCUUCUUACCAAAUGUAAACUUGUGUAUGAUCCAAGUAUUUUAUCUGUGUUGUCUCUCUAAACCCAAAUAAAUGUGUACAUGU
Messenger RNA from Sciurus carolinensis (gray squirrel), 5535 nucleotides. It is a transcript of the gene Gad2, whose product is annotated as glutamate decarboxylase 2. Lineage: Eukaryota; Metazoa; Chordata; Mammalia; Rodentia; Sciuridae. Gene Ontology annotation, molecular function: glutamate decarboxylase activity; pyridoxal phosphate binding. Bases 279 to 2036 code for a protein of 585 amino acids. The record is from RefSeq and is a predicted model, not a curated record. The transcript has 16 exons. Gene Ontology annotation, biological process: GABA shunt. Gene Ontology annotation, cellular component: cytoplasm.